AUGUCCGCUACAUCCGUCGAAGUCCUUAUCGCUACCGUGCCUGGCAAGUCCAUCUCCGUGCGCUCCCACCCUCACGAGCCUGUCUUCUUCCUCCUUCAACGCAUCUCCCAUCUCCUCUCCGAGGCCACGACCACGACAUACGCGCGCUCCCUCUUCAUCAAUGGGGUCCCUAUGAAGGACCUCCAGCAACCCCUUUCGUUCUACCGAAUCUACGGCAAUGGCCUCACCUAUCUCUCCCUCAAACCGUCAGAAUCCCAGUUCUUUGUCCGAACACUCACGGACAAAACUCUAGUCCUGCCCUACAAGGCCCUGCGCUCCAUCGAGAGCAUCAAGGUCGUGAUUGAGGAGAAAACUGGAAUUCUUGCGCAGGAUCAAAGACUCAUUUUUUCGGGUAAGCAACUUGAAGACUGGAGAACUCUUCAGGACUACAGAAUCUUGUUCGGAUCGACACUUCAUUUGGUGCUUAGUUUGCGAGGCGGUGGCCCACCUGCGGUCUCGGGGGUGUUGUUUGCGGACGUAUCCGAUACGAAGAACGUCCGCAACAUUCAGUUCUCGGAUAGGGCUCCUCGGGGACGCGCUGUGGACAACGGAACCAACGUCGAGUGCCGAUGCAGUUGUACUCCCAAGUACAGAGUGAUCUGUCCGAAGGGCACCGGGAUGCUCGAACUCUCGCGCUCGACUUUCUGUUGCCCAAAUUGUAAACAAGAAAACGAACGGGUUGUUCCUGUCACGGUUGGGUUCUCGAACUGCAAGUACAGGUUCCAUGGGAUCAAGUCAGCGACGGGGGAGCAGUAUACUUCUGAUUGGAAGUAUGUGAGGUCCGAGGCCGGGUAUGAGGUGUUCGAUGCGGGGAACCAGACGACUUGGAGGAGGUUGGUGAUCGAGAGCGCAAAGAUGGAUGAAUGCGAGGAUUGUACGAUUUGUUUGGAGCCAAUGAGGAAUGUGAAGCCGCUGGGAUGUGGACACAGGUUCCAUGGAGAGUGUUAUGCGGCCUGGAUGGGGUCGUGUCCGCUGUGCAGGUUCAAUGCACAUUUGAUUGACGGCACUGCAGCUUGA
This is a messenger RNA of Gamsiella multidivaricata, 1056 nucleotides long. RefSeq lists its product as uncharacterized. The transcript has a single exon. Gene Ontology annotation, biological process: protein ubiquitination; modification-dependent protein catabolic process. Lineage: Eukaryota; Fungi; Mortierellomycota; Mortierellomycetes; Mortierellales; Mortierellaceae. Gene Ontology annotation, molecular function: ubiquitin protein ligase binding; protein tag activity. The coding region runs from base 1 to 1056 and encodes 351 amino acids. The record is from RefSeq and is a predicted model, not a curated record. Gene Ontology annotation, cellular component: cytoplasm; nucleus.